Molecule: messenger RNA, 4190 nt
Organism: Antechinus flavipes (yellow-footed antechinus)
Lineage: Eukaryota; Metazoa; Chordata; Mammalia; Dasyuromorphia; Dasyuridae
Gene: CSF1R
Product: colony stimulating factor 1 receptor
Exons: 21
Coding region: 190-3066 (958 amino acids)
Biological process (GO): cytokine-mediated signaling pathway; protein phosphorylation; positive regulation of kinase activity
Cellular component (GO): signaling receptor complex; CSF1-CSF1R complex
Molecular function (GO): cytokine binding; macrophage colony-stimulating factor receptor activity; ATP binding
Source: RefSeq, a predicted model, not a curated record
AAACCCUGUGGUCACAGAGCCCAGUGCAAAAAAGGAGAAGUUUCUCAGAGAAGGAGAAGGACAGUAUCAAAAAACUGAUAGUGUGUCAAGGCAAACCCUUGGUUCUCAUCUCCGCCAGCCAACCCCGGGCAGGAAGCGAUUUCCAGCCCCUUCAGCCCUGGACCUGGGGUUUCCUUCUCUCCAGAGACCAUGGCUCCAGGAACCCUGGUACCACUGAUGGCACUGGCCAUCUGGCACAGUCAGGCAGUUCCUAUGAUUGAGCCCAAAGGUCCAGAACUGGUGGUGGAACAAGGACUAAAUGUAACACUUCAUUGUGUGGGCAAUACCACGGUGGACUGGGUCAGUGAUGUGAACUGCAACACCACUAACUGUAUUCAGCAAUCCAUGGGCAACAUCAACACCCUUACUAUCAUCAACACUACAGUUAGUCAUACGGGCACCUACAAAUGUUUGGAGAAAGGGACAGGAAACAUGGAUGGAGACAACUCUGCUGCCUCCCUGCAUCUCUAUGUAAAAGAUCCAGACCGUCUUUGGAGUGUCCCCAUCAAUAAGGUCAUUGAGUUUGAGGGCAAUGAUGUGCUACUGCCCUGUAGGAUCACAGAUCCCGCAGCAGUGUCUUCAGCGUCUCUCGAGAGAAACUACAAUAAACCUGUCAGGGCCAAUGUCACUUUUGACCCUUGGAAGGGCUUCACCAUCCACAAGGUGCAGUUCAUCCACAGGGACAUUUACAUCUGUAAGACUGUGGUUGAAGGGAAGAAAAGAUUAUCUUCCAAGAUCCGGCUGACUGUGGAAAAAGUCCUCCCAGGGCCUCCAAAGUUGUGGCUAGACCCUCCUGAGAUGGUUCGGAUACAAGGAGAAUCUGCCCAGAUUGUCUGCACAGCCACCAAUAUAGACACAAGAUUUGAUAUUGUCCUCAAACACCAGCAGAAGGAGAAUAAUUCCCUGGGACAAUACAACUAUAAAUUUAUUGACAACUAUCAAACUACCAUCAACUAUACCAUCAGAGAUGUCAGCCCAGAAGAUAGUGGUACCUAUAUCUGUAAGGCUUCCAACCAUGUGGGCUCCAGCAUUUCUUUUUCAGUUCUAAAGGUGGUAGAGCAGGGGUACAUGAACCUGUCUUCUGAGCAAAGCCUCCAGCAAGCUGUGGUUGUUGGGGAGAAUUUGGACUUGAAGGUCAAUAUUGAGACUUAUCCUAAACUGCUUUCCUGGAAUUGGACUUAUGAUGGCCCCUUUCCCGACUCCCACCACAGACUUCAGACCUCCCUAUCAGGGAAAAUAUACAGGUUCAACACAAAACUCACUCUGUCUCGGCUGAAAGAAUCAGAAGCUGGGUAUUACACCUUUCAUGCUGAGAACUCGGAUGCUAAGGCUUCUCUCCGCUUUGAGGUUGUCCUAUACCAUCCUCCAGAAGUACAAGUGCAUCAGGCAUCCCUCAACAUCUCUAAUGCCCUUCGCUGCACUGCUUUUGGAUAUCCAGCCCCUGAGAUUACAUGGUACCGCUGCUUAGGCAAUAAAGAAAGCUGCAACCAGGACAGAGUGUUGCUGUGGCAUGAUACCAAUACCUCAGUCUUGAGCCAGGAGUCCUUCAAAAAAGUGACAGUCGAGAGUAUCUUCCAUAUCCAAACCCUGAUGGAAAACACCACCUACAUGUGCAUGGCCAGCAACAACGUUGGGAACAAGUCAUCCAUCUUCUGGCCCAUCCUGAGAGCUCCAGAACCCGUCGUCCGGCCUGACAAAGACAGCCUCUUUUUCCCUGUCGUCAUCGCCUGCGUCACCAUCGUGAUGCUACUUUUUUUUCUGCUCCUCCUGCUCCUGUAUAAAUACAAACAGAAACCCAAGUACCAAGUGCACUGGAAGAUCAUUGAGGCCUGCGAAGGGAACAACUACAUCUUCAUUGAUCCUACACAGCUGCCCUAUAAUGAGAAAUGGGAGUUCCCCCGAAAUAACCUUCAGUUUGGUAAGACACUUGGAGCUGGAGCCUUUGGAAAAGUGGUGGAAGCCACAGCCUUUGGACUGGGGAAGGAAGAUGCUGUGCUCAAGGUGGCUGUGAAGAUGCUGAAGUCCACCGCUCACACGGAUGAGAAGGAGGCCCUCAUAUCAGAACUCAAGAUCAUGAGCCACCUAGGGCAGCACGAGAACAUCGUCAACCUGCUGGGAGCCUGCACCCACGGAGGCCCAGUGCUGGUCAUCACAGAGUAUUGUCACUACGGUGACCUGCUCAACUUUCUACGCCGUAAAACAGAAGACAUGUUGGUGCCAACCCUAAGUUCUGAGCCUGAUGGAGGCCCAGGGUACAGGAACAUCCAUCUGGAGAAGAAGUAUAUCCAUGGCCAGGGCCUGGACACCUACGUGGAGAUGAGACCUGUUUCCUCCUCCAGUUCCUUCUCUGAGCAGGACCUAGACCAGGAGGAUGGGCGGCCUCUAGAGCUCUGUGACCUGCUGCGCUUCUCCAGCCAAGUGGCUCAGGGAAUGGCUUUCCUCGCUUCCAAGAACUGUAUUCAUCGGGACGUAGCUGCUAGAAACGUGUUGGUGACCAGUAGUCGUGUAGCCAAGAUCGGGGACUUUGGGCUGGCAAGGGACAUCAUGAAUGACACUAACUAUGUGGUCAAAGGCAAUGCACGAUUGCCCGUCAAGUGGAUGGCCCCAGAAAGUAUCUUUGACUGCGUCUACACGGUGCAGAGUGAUGUCUGGUCCUACGGGAUUUUGCUCUGGGAAAUAUUCUCACUAGGUUUGAGCCCUUACCCUGGCAUCCUGGUGAACAGCAAGUUCUAUAAGUUGGUGAAGGAGGGAUAUCAGAUGGCCCAGCCCAACUUCUCUCCCCCAAACAUAUAUAGCAUUAUGCAGGCAUGCUGGGAUCUGGAGCCCACUCGAAGACCCACCUUUCAGCAGAUCUGUUCUCUUCUUCAAGAGGAGAUGGAUACUACUAGUAAAAAACAGGACUAUGCCAACCUGCCCAGUAGUGGCAGCAGUGAGGAAGAAGACAGUGUCACUGAGCCCCUGGACUGCUGUGACCAAGUGGACAGCAGCCAACCCCUACUACAGGCCAACAAUUAUCAGUUCUGUUAAGUCAGUUGGUUCUUCUAUGAAAGGAUUCACAUGGAGCAUGAAGAGAUGAUGAUUUAACUAUUUUACUGAAGGGCUGGGUCCAAGUUUGAAGCUCAGGAAUAUAAAUAGGCUAGCUAUUUCUCUGGGAACCCAGUUAUUUUUGUAUACCAGGGUACAAAUGGCAUAUGAUAGCUACAUUCCUGUUUAGGCCCUUCUCAACCCAUUGGUGCUCUAACAGUCUUUUUUUUUUUUUUUUUUUUUUUUUACCAUCUAUUACUACAAAUCAUCUCAGCAACUUUAUCCUCUCUCUCUCCAACUUAAGAAAUUUUUGCCUUUAUGGCUUAGAAUUCCUCUGUACCCAUUCCCUAUGGAAGACUAAACUUAACUUCAGGAACUGAAAAACAACUUAACUGGGUGUGAGACCCAAAGGCCAAACAAACAAUCCUGGAGAGGCAGCAUGGCAUGAAGGAUGGGAUGAAGAAUCUAAGACCUGGGUUUGAACCUCACCAUAAUUACUUAUUAGCCAUAUGGCCUAAAGCAAAGGCCUGCUUCCUCUUCUAUAAAAUGACGAAGCUGGAUUCUAUUAUUUGUAAUGUCCCUUCCAGCUUUAAAUCUAUAAGCCUACAGGAACAGGUACGGGCUUGGAUAGGCUGAGUGAUAGGGCAGAGAAAGUAAUCAUCAUGUCUAGAAAGUGUCAGCCAUCAGUAGUAGCAAAAGCUAGUUCUCAUCCUCCACCACUAUCCCCCCAAUUAGCUCAAAGCUUACAUGCAGCAUUUCUGCCAUAAAUAAAUCCAGGGUUUCAUUUCCUUGGGGAGGCAACUUAGCAAAUUAAUUUUGUAAAAGCCUAUUUUUGUAGUUUUUUUUGAUUAAAGUGAUGGUAUUCCUAAGCUUCCUUCUUUAGCUGUUUAUACCCUGCUUUGGGUUAUUAUGGCAUUAAAAAGUCCAAGGUCUAAUAAUAAGUCCAUCAAGGCUUACUUUUGUUGGCCCUUUAAAUUAUCAGUCAUUGCUCUGAAGGCUGGCUGACCUUGGCAUUUGGCUGGGUAGGCCUGAAAUGUACCUAAAAGCAUUAAACUAAGCUGUCUACUUUUAAUCAACAGUCACCUCACAUGAUGUCAAAGUCAAUUAAACUAACAACAUUAACUCAA